CGCGCCUGUUUUUACAACAGAAGAACGCAGCGAAGAAGAAAGUGAGUGAGAAACAGACACUUGGAGAGAAGGAGAAGGAAAUUCCAGAAAAAACUCCACCACCGAGGCGUAAGAAGGGAGAAGAUUCUUUGGUUUGUUGAAGUAAGUAAAUGAGGAGCAAACUGGACUUUCCCAUGGAGAAUUGUGCACAGCAUAUGGACUUGAGUGGUGAUAGCAACACCCUCAUCUUGCCAGCAAAGAGAAGGAACAAAAGGAAGGGCACCAAUCAGGAUUGUGAAAAACUCAAUAAAAGAAAAGCAACAAUGAUUAGCAAAUCCCAGCAAAGGAAACUGAAGAAGUUGGAGGAGGAGAAGGAAAAAUCUGUUUCCAUAUCCAAAAGCAUUGAGGCCUUAGAGAAAUAUAAGCUUCCAGAGGGUGCACAUUCUCUUUUGCAGUCAUCAAAGAAUAUUGGCAAGGUUGAGUCUAAAAAGGAAAAACGUAGGAAUGCUGUACUAUUCUCCAAAGCUGGCUUUGGUGUUCCCCUUACUGACCAACCGUUUAAGAAGAUAGAUAGUGAAAGUGAAAGUGAAAGUGAACCUGAGUUAGAAAAAACUCAAUCAAGGUCGGAUCUUUGGAAGAAUGAUCAGGUGCAAUCAAAGAUAGUCCCAGCAGAAAUCCAAAAGAACACAUUUAUUUCUUUGGACUCCUCUCAGGGUCUAAUCUGUGGCAGAGGACUUGGCGUGAAUGGUGGAACUGCUGCUGACUCACCAUAUAAAAAUGCUAUUAGCAACAAACAUGACAUGUCUUUGCGAGAACACAUAAACAUUUUGCCCACUUCAAGUGUGAAUGAUGAUAGUCAAAGCAUGAAGAUGGACAAAGUAAAAGAAACACCAAAUGUAAAUUUCAGCAGGACGAGUAAAUUAUCAAAUUCUCCUACACCGAGGUCUCUAAUCGCCCCAACUAUAGUGCAUGUAUCAAGGCCUGAGGAAGUUGAAAAUGCAAGGAAGGAUCUUCCAAUAGUAAUGAUGGAGCAGGAGAUAAUGGAGGCUGUUAAUGACCAUUCCACUGUUAUUAUAUGUGGAGAGACUGGGUGUGGUAAAACCACCCAAGUUCCACAGUUUCUUUUUGAAGCCGGCUUUGGUUCAAGCUUCUCUUGUGUCCAAAGUGGUAUAAUUGGUGUUACUCAACCUCGUCGUGUUGCAGUCCUUGCGACUGCUAAGCGAGUGGCAUAUGAGCUUGGUCUACAUUUAGGUAAAGAGGUCGGGUUUCAAGUUAGGUAUGACAAAAGGAUCGGUGAAAGUUGCUCCAUCAAGUUCAUGACAGAUGGAAUAUUACUACGGGAACUUCAGAAUGACUUUUUGCUGAAGCGAUACUCUGUCAUAAUUCUUGACGAGGCUCAUGAGCGGAGCUUGAACACUGACAUUCUUAUCGGAAUGCUUUCACGUGUAAUUCGUGCUCGCGAGGAAAAAUUUGCAGAGCAGCAACGGGAGGUGCUUUCGGGAAGAACUAUAAUUACUGGGCAACAGAUUUGUCUUUUGAAGCUUGUUCUGAUGAGUGCCAUGCGAGUGGAGGACUUCAUGUCUGGUAGAAAGCUGUUUCGCAAUCCCCCGCCAGUUAUAGAAGUUCCCACCAGACAAUUUCCUGUAACCAUUUACUUUUCAAGCAGAACUAAGGAAGAGGAUUAUAUUGGGCAAGCAUGUAAAAAAGCCUUGGCAAUUCACAAGAGGCUGCCACGCGGGGGCGUACUUGUGUUCGUCACUGGGCAGAGGAAAGUAGAGUAUUUGUGUCGAAAGCUACAUAGAGUUUCAAAGGAACAGUUUAAAAAAACAACUGAAGGGGAUAUUAGGAGUGAUGUCACUGAAGUUUCUGAAAGAAGUUCUACUGAGGAAAUAGACAUGAAGGAGAUCAAUGAAGCAUUUGAGGUUCAUGAUUUGGCUGGCCAUCAAACUAACAGAUUUAGCUAUAAUGAUGAAGAUCAGUUUGAUAUAGAUGACGAUGAGUAGGAUGAUUCAUAUGAUUCAGAAACAGAGAAUGAACUGGAAUUUAUUGGUGACCAUGGCGACUCAUUGAUCCAAGCUAGUCUGGAAAUUGAUGGUGAUGUGGAAAAUCUUUUAGGAGAGGAAGGAGGCAUUACUGCACUGAAGCUUGACGCAAAAACUUCAUCUAACUUCAAUUCUGAUGAGAAACAACCAUUUUCAGUUACUCCAAAUGCUUGCUACAAAUCCAAUCCUAGCAUGGGAAAAAAGAGUGGAGUUGAAGAGAAUACUUCUCCAGGUACAUUUCAUGUUCCUCCUCCUUAUGCCAUGCUGCAUGUGAAAGAUCAGCUUCAUGUCGUUGAAGAAGUCAGGGAAGGAGAACGGCUCGUUGUUGUGGCCACCAAUGUGGCUGAAACAUCUUUAACUAUACCUGGGAUAAAGUAUGUUGUCGAUACUGGAAGAGAGAAAGUGAAGAGCUACAAUUCCUCAAAUGGCAUGGAAACAUAUGAAGUACAGUGGAUAAGUAAGGCAUCAGCUGCUCAACGUGCAGGAAGAGCUGGAAGAACUGGGCCUGGAUACUGUUACCGUCUGUAUUCUUCUGCAGCAUUUAGUAACAUAUUUCCUGACUUUUCUCCGGCUGAAAUAUCUAAAGUCCCUGUUGAUGGUGUUGUACUUUACAUGAAAUCCAUGAAUAUUGAUAAGGUAUCCAAUUUUCCAUUUCCAACUCCUCCAGAGGGUGCUGCCUUGGAUGAAGCUGAGCGUUGCUUAAAGAUCCUUCAAGCACUUGACAGCAAUGGAAGACUGACACCUUUAGGGAAGGCCAUGGCUGAUUUCCCCAUGAGUCCUCGCCACUCUAGGAUGCUGCUUACAGUUAUUCAAGUAAUGUGUAAGGAGAAGAGUUACUCUAGGGCUAAUUUAGUGCUAGCAUACGCAGUUGCAGCAGCAGCUGCUUUGAGUUUGUCAAAUCCUUUUGUCAGGCAGUUUGAAGAUAGUCACACAAAAAGCCAAGACUUAGAUGGGGACGGAAAUUCCAGUGGCACUGUGAACAUUGAAGUUAUGGACAAGCAAGAGAAGUUGAGAAGGAAGAAACUAAAAGAAACUGUAAAAAUGUUUCGUGAAAAAUUUUCUAAUCCCAGCAGUGAUGCUCUGUCUGUAGCUUAUGCUUUGCAGUGCUAUGAACUUUCAGAGAGCCCAGUGGAAUUCUGUAAUGUCAAUGCUCUACACCCGAAAACAAUGGAGGAAAUGUCCAAGCUGAGAAAGCAACUACUCCAACUUGUCUUUAACCAAAGUGGUGUUUCUGGUGGGGAGAAGGAUUUUUCAUGGAUUUUUGGAAGUUUGAAAGAUGUAGAAAAUGUUUGGAGGGUUUCCCAUGAUAAGAACCCUCUAUUAUUGUAUGAGGAAGAGCUCCUAGGCCAAGCUAUCUGCGCUGGUUGGGCAGAUAGGGUUGCCAAACGCAUUAGAGGAAGUUCCGGGUUAUCUUUAGGAGAUAAAAAAGUUCAUGCAGUUCGGUAUCAAGCCUGCAUGGUUAAAGAGAUUGUGUUCCUCCACCGUUGGUCAUCUGUUUCUAAUUCAGCCCCUGAGUUUUUGGUAUACAGCGAGUUGAUACAGACAAGACGUCCGUACAUGCACGGUGUUACUAGUGUGAAAUCAGAAUGGCUUGUUGAGUAUGCUCGGUCUCUGUGCACUUUCUCCGCACCCCCAACAGAUACCAAACCUUACUAUGAGCCUCUAACUGACCAAGUAUUACAUUAUGUCAUUCCAGCCUUUGGUCCUCAUUUAUGGGAGCUUCCAUCACAUAGUAUUCCAAUUAGUAAUUAUGCAUUUCGAGUGGCAGUUUUUGCUUAUGCUUUGCUUGAAGGCCAGGUUUUGCCAUGUUUAAGAUCUGUUCGUAAGUAUAUGGCAGCCCCUCCUGCUAGUGUUUUAAGGCCAGAGGCAGCAGGUCAAAGACGGGUUGGGAGUCUUUUGGCUAAGCUGAAUAGAAAAAAGAUAGACAGCUGUGCUAUGUUAAGAGAGGUCUGGAAGGAGAAUCCCAAGGAAUUGCAUCCAGAAAUCAUGGACUGGUUUCAGGAGGGUUUCCACAAUAAUUUCAAAACUGUUUGGUCACAUAUGCUUAGUGAAGUAAUUUUAGAGCCCCAAGAUCGAUUCCUGAAGACAUCAAAGAGAGUUAAAGUGAAAAAAUAAAUUGCUGGUAUGGAAGUUUGGCCAGCAUACCGGCAUAUUAUUGUUUCUCUAUAUAACAUAAUUAUAAUUCUUUGAUUUAAUGUGAAAAAUAGCCAGAAGGAAUGAUCAGCCACUGUAUCUGUAUGGAAAUGCAUUGACCUCGACGUGCCCUAUGACUGAAGCUACUGCAGUUAGGUUUCAGAGAGGAUGAUAAUGAGAGAUAUCGGCCCCACAAUUGGGAAUCAGAACGACAUGAGCACAAUAAAGAGCAUCCUCCAGGUCAUCAAUCCAAGCUCAGUGAUGAAUUUCCAAUUCAUAAAAUCUAUAUCUUGGUUAAGUUAGACCAUGAUUGAGUUUAAGCCCACUGUAAUAGUUAUCAAAGAACAUUUUAGUUUGUUUGUUCAGCUGACGCUUAAUAACCUUCUUGUUUGGACUUUCCAUUUCAUAUGCUUUCUUGAGCUGCUUGAAGAAUUUGGUUAUUUAGCUUAGAUGUGCAGAUGGUUUAGUGAUAUUGUUUUUGUUGGACAAUCAGCGUACCUAGAGGUUGACUCUAUCAAUUCUAGGAGGUUUCAUUUAAUUUAUUUAGUUUUUUAAUA
Molecule: messenger RNA, 4711 nt
Organism: Prunus dulcis (almond)
Lineage: Eukaryota; Viridiplantae; Streptophyta; Magnoliopsida; Rosales; Rosaceae
Product: ATP-dependent RNA helicase DEAH13-like
Biological process (GO): maturation of SSU-rRNA from tricistronic rRNA transcript (SSU-rRNA, 5.8S rRNA, LSU-rRNA)
Cellular component (GO): intracellular anatomical structure; nucleolus
Molecular function (GO): ATP binding; RNA binding
Source: RefSeq, a predicted model, not a curated record